GUCUUAACAAGAAGAGAAGGCUUCAAUGGAUUCUCUUGUGGUCCUUGUGCUCUGUCUCUCCUGUUUGCUUCUCCUUUCACUCUGGAGACAGAGAUCUGGGAGAGGAAAACUCCCUCCUGGCCCCCCUCCUCUCCCAGUCAUUGGAAAUAUCCUAAAGAUAGGUGUUAAGGACGUCAGCAAAUCCUUAACCAAUCUCUCAAAAGUCUAUGGCCCUGUGUUCACUCUGUAUUUUGGCCUGGAACGCAUGGUGGUACUGCAUGGAUAUGAAGCGGUGAAGGAAGCCCUGAUUGAUCUUGGAGAGGAGUUUUCUGGAAGAGGCCAUUUCCCACUGUUUGAAAGAGCUAACAGAAGAUUUGGAAUCGUUUUCAGCAAUGGAAAGAGAUGGAAGGAGAUCCGGCGUUUCUCCCUCAUGACGCUGCGGAAUUUUGGCAUGGGGAAGAGGAGCAUUGAGGAUCGUGUUCAAGAGGAAGCCCGCUGCCUUGUGGAGGAGUUGAGAAAAACCAAGGGCUCACCCUGUGAUCCCACUUUCAUCCUGGGCUGUGCUCCCUGCAAUGUGAUCUGCUCCAUUAUUUUCCAUAAACGUUUUGAUUAUAAAGAUCAGCAAUUUCUUAACUUGAUGGAAAAGUUUAACGAAAACGCCAAGAUUUUGAGCAGCCCCUGGAUCCAGAUCUACAACAAUUUUUCUCCUAUCAUUGAUUAUUUCCCGGGAACUCAUAACAAAUUACUUAAAAACGUUGCUUUUGUGAAAAGUUAUAUUUUGGAGAAAGUAAAAGAACACCAAGAAUCGAUGGACAUAAACAACCCUCGGGACUUUAUUGAUUGCUUCCUGAUCAAAAUGGAGAAGGAAAAGCACAACCAACAGUCUGAAUUUAAUAUUGAAAACUUGGAAAACGCUGCAGUUGACUUGUUUGCAGCUGGGACAGAGACGACAAGCACAACCCUGAGAUAUGCUCUCCUUCUCCUGCUGAAACACCCAGAGGUGGCAGCUAAAGUCCAGGAAGAGAUUGAACGUGUGAUUGGCAGAAAUCGGAGCCCCUGCAUGCAGGACAGGAGCCACAUGCCCUACACAGAUGCUGUGGUGCAUGAGGUCCAGAGAUACAUUGACCUCCUCCCCACCAGCGUGCCCCAUGCAGUGACCUGUGACGUUAAAUUCAGAAACUAUCUCAUUCCCAAGGUAAGUUUGGUGUUGACCUUGGCCACAUCAAUGUCAUAGAGCUUCUUCACAGCCUGUUUCAUCUGGUGCUUGUUGGCUUUAACAUCCACAAUGAACACAAGUGUGUUGUUGUCUUCUAUCUUCUUCAUGGCAGACUCAGUGGUCAGUGGAAACUUGAUGAUAGCAUAGUGGUCAAGCUUGUUUCUCCUGGGGGCGCUCUUCCGAGGAUAUUUGGGCUGCCUCCGGAGUCGCAGUGUCUUGGGCCGCCGGAAGGUGGGUGACGUGCAGAUCUUCUUUUUUUUGUGGCUGUGGACACCUUUCAACACUGCCUUCUUGGCCUUUAAAGCCUUCGCUUUGGCUUCGGCUUUAGGAGGGGCAGGAGCUUCCUUCUUCGCUUUCGGCG
Chlorocebus sabaeus (green monkey) is the source of this 1556-nucleotide messenger RNA. NCBI's taxonomy places the organism in Eukaryota, Metazoa, Chordata, Mammalia, Primates, Cercopithecidae. The record is from RefSeq and is a predicted model, not a curated record.